This is a messenger RNA of Salvelinus fontinalis (brook trout), 5874 nucleotides long. RefSeq names its product activin receptor type-2A-like. Lineage: Eukaryota; Metazoa; Chordata; Actinopteri; Salmoniformes; Salmonidae. Bases 1157 to 2740 code for a protein of 527 amino acids. Gene Ontology annotation, biological process: cellular response to growth factor stimulus; protein phosphorylation; activin receptor signaling pathway. Gene Ontology annotation, molecular function: activin receptor activity; metal ion binding; activin binding. The transcript has 12 exons. Gene Ontology annotation, cellular component: activin receptor complex; plasma membrane. The record is from RefSeq and is a predicted model, not a curated record.
AGAUGAGUAUGGAAAAAAAUCAAAAACAAUCCGUGCAAGCAGCCAUCUUGAGUACAGUUGUGCAUUUGGAGAGUGGAUGAGAAUUAUAUGACCGAGUCGUUCAAGAAAAACGUCAAUAUUAGACGAAAGAGACUACAUCUAAAGGAAUCAUUUUAAUUCUCUAGUUCGUUGUUUUCUUGUAUGCCACACUUCCCGUUCGCACGAGUGAACAUUGAUUGAAUCGAUACCGACCAAGCCAGCCAGUAGCUAACGUAUCGGGCUAGCUUCACGGGUUUCGUAUGUGUCUUCAGCAGUGUAGCUCGACUGCAAUCCUUUCUCGAUUGACAUAUCUAAAAUACGAAAAAUGGUUUCUGUGAUUCAAGAUUCGGAUUUUGAAGACAGCUAGAGACAAUAUUGCGUUAUUUGCAUGUUGUGGACAAACAACUUUCGGAAUACACACAGCCUUCUGUACACAGCCUUCUGUAUGCCUGGUUAAUGUUUUCUCCGGUGUCAACUUUCCUUUGGAUGUGAUCGCGCGUGAUUUGGGAAAGGUGUAAUGUUUGCAAGAGUGAAACUUGGUCAGUAAAAUGUAAUUACGCAAACUCGACUCAUUGAAUUGGUGAUUUAACUAGUGAGGUAACCAGUAAGCAAUGUAGGCAAUCUUAAACCUAUGCAAAUCCGGUUUAUGUUAACGGUGAUGUCUAGAUGAAAGAUUGUCGCUAGAUAGUCGAAAAAAUUGCAACAAAGUAAGAAUUUGUGAUUAUUUAUGCUGGGACAUAGUCUAGCGCUAGACAUUGUUUCUAAAAUGCGACAAUGUUGCAUUUUUGUGUGCAGAAUGGAUACACCAUGCAGCAAGUACAUUAACCAGUAGUCAAACAAGCUAUUCGUCGGUUUAAUCUAGUUUUUCUUUUGCAGUAGUUUAAUUUCUUUAGUAAUUUUUAUUUAUUUUUAUUUUUACAUGUGUUUCAAACCAUGUCCCAUGCCACAAGAAUACAAUAAACACUAAGGAUUCUGAAGUGGACAUUUUUAUGCUGUAUGUUACAGGCAUUGCAGCUCUUUCAGUCAGUCACCUGAUGCAUUUGCUAUAAAAAGGUACUCUGAUACUUUGGACGCUAAUCCCAUAGGAUUCGUGGCACCAGGAUUUACUCGAAAUAAAGGAUUUGACAUUUGACCGAAAAUGGGACCAGCAACGAAACUGGCAUUCGGCGUCUUUCUGAUCUCAUGUUCUUCAGGGGCAAUCCUGGGUCGGACGGAAACGCAGGAGUGUGUCUACUACAACUACAACCCCAACCCUGUUGCCAUCCAGGAGAACCGAGGGAACCGCAGUGGCAUCGAGACGUGUGCCGGGGAGAAGGACAAGCGGAGACACUGUUUCGCCACCUGGAGGAACGUGUCGGGAAUCGUAGAGAUCGUAAAGCAGGGCUGUUGGCUGGAUGAUCACAACUGCUAUGACAGUACUGAAUGUGUGGAGAAGAAAGAAAGCCCUGACGUGUUCUUCUGCUGCUGUGAAGGAAACAUGUGUAACGAGAAGUUUGUCUACACUCCCGACAACACACAAGCUGUUCAGACAACGUCGAACCCGGUUACCCAGAAGCCUCCUGUCUUCACCACUCUGAUGUACUCACUGGUGCCCAUCAUAGGCAUCACUGCCAUCAUCCUCUUCUCGUUCUGGAUGUACCGCCAUCACAAGCUGGCAUACCCGCUAGUCCUGGUGCCCACACAGCACGCCUUUCAUAUUAUGAUAGAGGACCCGGGGCCCAUGCCUCCCUCCCCCAUCCUGGGACAGAAGCCACUGCAGUUAAUUGAGAUCAAAGCCAGGGGGCGCUUCGGCUGCGUGUGGAAGGCUCAGUUGCUCAACGAUUACGUGGCUGUCAAAAUAUUCCCCAUUCAGGACAAGCAGUCAUGGCAGAACGAGUAUGAGAUCUACAACCUAAGCGGGAUGAGGCAUGAGAACCUGCUCCACUUCCUGGGAGCAGAGAAGAGGGGUAACAACAUGGACAUAGAGCUGUGGCUGAUCACAGCCUACCACGAGAAGGGAUCGUUGACAGACUAUCUGAAGGCCAACGUGUUGUCGUGGAGCGAGCUGUGCCACAUAGCUCAGACCACGGCUCGAGGCCUGGCCUACCUCCAUGAAGACAUCCCUGGUCUGAAAGACGGACACAAGCCAGCCGUCGCCCACAGGGACAUCAAGAGUAAGAAUAUCCUUCUAAAGUCCAACCUGACGGCCUGCAUCGCUGACUUUGGCCUGGCCCAGAGGUUUGAGGCUGGGAAAUCCGCUGGGGACACGCAUGGACAGGUGGGCACCCGGAGGUACAUGGCCCCUGAGGUGCUGGAGGGGGCCAUCAACUUCCAGCGGGACUCGUUCCUGAGGAUAGACAUGUAUGCCCUGGGACUGGUGCUGUGGGAACUGGCCGCACGCUGCAAAGCUGCUGAUGGCCCAGUGGAUGAGUACAUGCUGCCGUUUGAGGAGGAGAUUGGCCAGCACCCAUCGUUGGAGGACAUGCAGGAUGUUGUAGUUCACAAAAAGCUGAGGCCCACGCUCAGGGAGUGCUGGCAGAAACACACUGGUCUGACCAUGCUGUGUGAGACCAUCGAGGAGUGCUGGGACCACGAGGCGGAGGCGCGCCUGUCGGCAGGGUGCGUGGAGGAGCGCAUGGUGCAGAUGCAGCGCCUCAACAACGUCACCGCACCCGAGGAGAUCGUCACAGUUGUCACCAUGGUGACCAACGUGGACUACCCCCCCAAAGAAUCCAGCCUAUGACUAGGCGUAUGAACAGGAGAACAGAUCUCAAAGAGACUCGCCUCCCUAAGCAGAAGGUCAGGACUCUUUCCAACGUUCGUCGCUAACUCUGGGAUUAUACCCAAAGUGGCGCCAAAAUCAUUUAGUGGACCUGGGUUCAUGGAGAAUGAUCCAGUUUUAAACUGGUUCCUAUUGCAUUUAGCUACAUGUGUACCUAAAGACUUGCUCAUGCCCAGGUCCUUUAAAAUGGGAGGGCAUGAUGGGGGGUGGGGAGGGGGGACAAUCAAUCAUCUAGACCCCUCAAUGAACAAAUAUUUUUGUCCAGCACCUUGACAAUGGACAAAGUCAUUUUAAAGUUGACCUUUUGGUUGAUAUUACCAUUUUUUUGUAAAAUAAAGGAAAAUGUACUUCCUGGACUGACUUCAGUUUUUUUUCUAAGAAAAGGCGGAACAGGAGAGAAGAAGAAUCGAGACACACAGUUAACUUCAUUUCAGUAUAAAAAAAAGGGCAACUUGGUUUAUUAGACACAUUUGCUGUUUGUGUUUCUCAGAAUGACUACUGUAAUGCCAAUAAGAAACAGCUUCUGAAUGUCUGUGUUUCGCUGCUGUACAGAGAGAGAGAGAGAGAGAACAGCGUAAUCAAGGUUAUUUAUCCAGACCUGCCUCACAGCAUUUCUAUACAAAUAACCAUCAACCUCUUGAGUCUCUCAACAAGGUAUACCUCAGUUGUACAUCCUACAAAUAAGUAUGUUUUCCUUUGUAACACUAAAACCACUACAGGACAUUGACAUUCAGAUGACAUGUUUGGUAUUGAAGCUUUUUCAAAUGAUGGAGUAUGCCAACAAAAUGGCCAUUCACAAACAAGUGUUUCUGCCUUCUUCAUUUCUGUUUGUGUAUUUUUUUGUGUAUUUUCUAUGUUGCCCCUGCUAUUCAAAUGUGACUGUGAGCAUUGUUGUUUUUACCAAAAUGUUUUUAACUUUUUAAACAUCCCUGAAAAUAUGAAAAUAUUUGAGGAAAAAUAUUAUUUUAAAGCACUUCCCUUUUUAGGUUUGCGGUGUCCACAUAAUAUUAAAAACGCAUGCUUUUUUUUGUUUUGUUUUUGAGCUGGUGUUUUGUUUUUGAGCUGGUGUCGGUUGUUUGAAAACCCCUUUUGAUUUUAAACUCAAAUGUCUACAAUCCACUGUAACUGUAUUGCUCAUUCUCCCUGCCAUGUUUGUGGUAUUUUCUGUUCGUAGUCUACUAUAUUCACCGUAUUUCAAUACGUCUCAGGAAGCAUACAUUACUAUACGACCCCCCCCCCCCCCGCUUUUAGGCUCUGACUCAUUCUCGUGCCAUUAUUUUGGAUAACUUAGUCGAGGGGUGCAUAUAUGAGGUCUUUACGGCUUCUGUGGUUUUCAGGUAGAUGUCCAUUUAGACGGGUUAUUCAGAUCUUGUCAGGUGUUCUACAUUGCUAAUGUAGCCAUCAUGAUAAAAAUCGAUACGUGUUCCCCCUCAAUCUUGUAUUCUCCAUCACUAACAGCAUGUCCACCACUUUGGCUAUGUGCUACUGUAGACAAGACAUAACAGAUUCAAAUGGCCAAUUGUAGCUUUCAGAUUCGAACCAGAAAUAUGUUCUAUUAGUAGUUUUAUUGUAGUAAAACACUGGUGACUCAAUUCUGUGCUUCUCUCCAUCAGACAGAUUUUGUUAUAUCCUACCACAUAAAGAGAGACGUUCAGGGAUAUAAUAACACCAUGCUUUUGCUGUUUUAACUGUAUCCAAUCAACGUUGGAACUGACAGUUGCUUUUUGCCAUGGCACCAACUUACUUUCACUCUAUGUAGCUUUUGUAUUUAAAUCAAUGUAAUCAUCUGUUUGUGUUUAUUCUCUGACUUAAAACCAGUACAUCCUCUCUGGCAAGAACUGUAUGCCAACUCAAUAGUGCAACAACAUGUAAGUUAUGGAUUUAAAGCGGUCACGGCAUCUGUAGGACUAACACCGUGUAGCUCAGGGUUUCUUAUUCUCUGACUGUUUGACAUCUAUGCUACUCUUGCUAUUCCUCUCUAACCAGAGCCACUCUGAUUCAGGAGUAUAGACAUGGGGAACCAACAGAAGAGCAAUCUUCAAAAACAGGGGGAGGCAGAUUUGCAACUGCUGCCAUUUUGAUAUUGUACACUUUGUGUUUGUAUUAUCUUUAGCACUGACGCUAAAGAGGAAAGUCAAAUCCAAUCUGUUUGCAUCCGUAUUUUGUUCCACAAUAUCUUUUUAGGAACACUACUGCUGUGCAGAUACUCUAUCUCCCUAAACAGAUACUCCCCCUCUGGCCUCAGAAGGUUUCUAGGUUUCGUUUAUGUCAAACAAGCUACUUCUAUGACACCGUCAGGUUCUUAAGGAGGCACACAUUGCAUGUCGCCUACAUUGUAGUAUACCCCUUAACAUAAGCCAAACCCCUCUAUGACAGCAGAUGACUGGAUGGAAAAUGCACAGUAUGUACAUAUGAAUGUUGUUUUAGAUAGUGAUUUUAGCAUGAGGUUGUUUUUAUGGUCUCAAGGUGAAAAAGAAAACAAUCUUUAUCAUGUUAAUAAUAUUCCAAAAAAUAAUUUAAUGUUCAUUUUAUAUGUAAUUGUAUUGUAAAAAAAUAUGGUUUUAUUAAUUUAUGUCAAGGCCCAGACAAUGCUCACUUCUCUUUCAAAGGAAAAAGUAUUGUUAUUAUAUAGGCUAGCAAAGACUCCCUGGAUUGGCUCAUUCAUUACCUCAGACCAAUCAGACAGACAUCCUAGCUGUCAACUCAACUUUCCCACAACAUUGAUCAGUGUUGAAGGCAGAUUGUAUGGUGUGACCAUAGACUUGUGUAGUUAACAGUGCUGUGGGAAUAUGAGAUUUGACAAGCUAUGGAGUUUUUAAUUUACAUUUUCUAUGCUAUGGUGACGCAUUAUUUUCGUCAUCACAAUAGAAUUGGUGUCACUGUAACUGAGGUUUGUGUUACCUGCCGAUUUUCUCACCCGUAGUCAUAAAUGGCCAUCCUGCUAUCGAAAUAAACAUGACAUCUUUUCCUUUGUUUUGCAAGUAUUUAACAAAACCGUUUCAGGGCUUGGUUGGAAGUGAUAGUUAAAAAUUGUACAGAAGACAUUUUAUGCCAUUUCUCCCCCUAAAAUAAAGUAUAGUGACUGCUCUGAACAA